AGAAACGUUACAAAGUAAACAAUGCCGGCCCUAACCUUAUUAUAACUGUCACUGCUAAAAAUUCUAGCACAAAAAAACAGACAAGUAUCUACCUAUCAUUGCUGAUAACGUAAAAUAUAUAGCUUCACCCUUCACCUCUUUCACCCAAGCUCAUAACUCUCUCUCUCUCCCAUGGCAAACAAGCGCAUAGUUCUCUUCCCCUUCUUGGCACAAGGCCAUCUCAUACCUUUCCUAUCCUUUGCCAAACUAAUAUCACAAAGGCACUCAACUUUUAGUAUCACCCUCAUCAACACCCCCCUCAACAUCCAGAAGCUAAGAGCAAAACUCCCUCCAAACUCCUUAGUCGAACUCAGGGAGCUCCCUUUCUCAAGCUCAGAUCAUGGUCUCCCUCCUAACAUCGAGACAACCGAAUCUCUCCCUCUCCAUCUCUACCUCAACUUCUUCACUGCCACCGAGACUCUCAAAACCUCCUUUGAGAAUCUCAUAUCAGAACUUAUAGAUAAACACGGUUGCAGUAAUCUCUGCAUCAUUGCUGAUAUGUUCUUAGGGUGGACAGUUGAGGGUGCCAACAGACUUGGAGUUUCUCAUUCAGUGUUUGUUACUAGUGGAGCUUAUGCCUCUGCCAUCUUCUUCUCUCUCUGGUUGAAUCCUCCUGAAAAUUUCGCUUCCUCUGAAGAGGAUGAGCUUGCACUUGUGGACUUCCCCGAGAUUAGCAUUCCCCAAUCAAUGAUCUUGAACACCGUCAUACCUACUAAUGGCACAGACCCAUUUGCUAUUUUUUUGCAAAGGCAGCUGUCUCUUAGCUUCAAAUCAAGCAGCUUUCUUGUUAACACUGUUGAGGAGUUUGAGACAGAGGGAUUGAGUUUACUACGAAGAAGCUCUCAACUUCCUGUUUGGUGUGUUGGACCUCUUGCUUGCCUACCUUCCUCAUCACCGGUUCAUGAUAGUAAUUACUGCAUUAAGUGGUUGAACUCAAGGACCCCAGCUUCAGUUCUUUACAUAUCUUUUGGCUCUCAGAACUCUAUCCCAGCAUCUCAAAUGAUGCAGCUGGCAAAGGGAUUAGAGGCCAGUGGAAAAAGCUUCAUUUGGGUCAUCAGACCUCCACUAGAAUUUGCCAUGAAUGAAGAAUGGAGACCUGAAUGGUUACCUGGAGAGUUCGAAGAACGAAUGAAGGAGAGGAAUCAAGGGAUCUUGGUCCAUAAGUGGGCUCCCCAGCUUGAGAUUCUAUCGAAUGAAUCAACCGUUGCAUUUUUGAGUCAUUGCGGUUGGAAUUCAGUGGUUGAGAGUUUAAGUCAGGGUGUGCCAAUUAUUGGGUGGCCAAUUAUAGGGGAUCAAAUGUUCAACUCUAAGAUGUUGGAAGAGGUGGGAGUCUGUGUUGAGAUUGCAAGAGGAAUGAAGAGGGGAUGGGAAGAAGUUGCAAAGGCGAUUGAGCUGGUGAUGGGAGGAACAAACAAGGGGUUUGAGAUGAGGGUCAAAGCAAAUGAGAUUAAGGAGAUGAUGAGGAGAGCAUUGAGAGAGGAUGAGGGCAAUGCUGGGUCUUCGGUAAAAGCUGUGAAGGACUUUCUUCAGACUGCGUUUUCAACGAAGACCAUGAUGAACUGAUAACGUAACGUAAAUCUUAGACUUUGUGUUCAAUGAAGAUGAUGUAUAAGUUAUAAUGUAUCUAAGGACCUUAUUUAAGUUUUGUGUUAGCGUAUAUUCUCAACAUGAGUAACUAGUUCAGAUUCAUACCAGUCAAAAUACAAGGAUGCUUAUUUACCCUUUUUUGCACCUAGAAUAUUAUUCACCCAUUAAGGUGUAACUUCAUUCAUGGUUUCAUUUAUAUCUACAGAUGCAACAAGAGAAAUGAGAUUUGUUUUGGUUUGGAUAUCUUUCUACAACGACAACAAUAAAGCCUUUAUCCCAAAUGAUUUCCUUGGUGAUAGAAAUGAUGCCAAGAGCAUAAAAUUCU
Asparagus officinalis (garden asparagus) is the source of this 1951-nucleotide messenger RNA. Its product is annotated as UDP-glycosyltransferase 92A1-like. Bases 172 to 1602 code for a protein of 476 amino acids. The transcript has a single exon. The record is from RefSeq and is a predicted model, not a curated record. Lineage: Eukaryota; Viridiplantae; Streptophyta; Magnoliopsida; Asparagales; Asparagaceae. Gene Ontology annotation, molecular function: UDP-glycosyltransferase activity.